AGUUUUCAUGAUGGAAGUUCUUUCUGUCUUUGCAAAGCAUAUGAAGUUGGCCUCUAUCCACCAGCUAUGUAACCGAUGUUACAGGAAUCUCAACAAAGAUGGGAUACUGAGAAGAGCUUUACAGACUAGCAUGGUCGGGAGACAAAUUUGUUCUUCAAACGAAGGUCUAAAUCAUCAAGGAAUUUCAGCUUUGAAUGGGUCAAAGAUGUCGGGUCGUAGUCUUGUGUUGGUGAAAGGCCGCGAUGCUUCUGACCUCCUCCAGGGUUUGAUGACCAAUGACAUAGAACAGCUCGACAAGGAGGGAGGUCAAGAGGUCAUCUAUUCCAUGUUUCUAAAUAAACAAGGCCGAGUUCUGUAUGAUGUUUUGUGCUACCAAUGGAGCAGAGAUGAGAGCGAUGAGAUACCAUCAUUUCUUUUAGAAUGUGAUAGUGCCAUCUCACAGGAAUUACAAAAGCAUCUCAAAUUGUACAGGAUAAGAAAGAAGGUCGAUAUCACAUCCUUGGAUUCAGAGUACCAGGUUUGGUCCGUCUUUAGUCCAGGUACCACUCCUAGUCCAGGUUCUCAGUCUGGUCAGUCUCAUUUAUUCACUGACCCCAGGGUCAAAGGCUUAGGUCAGAGGGUCAUCAUCUCCCGUGACGACCAAGUCCCUGAUGUGGAAGAGGUUAGCGAAAACCACUACAGGACCCAUCGUUAUCAGUGGGGCGUGGCUGAAGGGGUCGACGAGCUUCCACCGGGCGAAUGUCUCCCUCUCGAGUCCAACCUAGCUUACAUGAAUGGAGUGAGUUUCACAAAGGGUUGCUAUUUGGGCCAGGAACUGACUGCUAGGACACAUCAUACAGGUGUCAUUAGGAAAAGGAUUAUGCCAAUCCAGUUUACAGGGAAUGCAAUACCUACUAUCCCAGCUGGUACGAGCAUCAAGACCUCUGAGGGGAAGAACGUGGGUAAAUUAAGGUGUCACCUACAGCAAAAUGGACUUGCCCUCCUGAGGACAGCUCUCAUAGGUAACAAACUUCAGAUCAGCACAGAAGAUAAAGGGGAAGCUGAGCUGGAAGCGAAGAGACCGUCAUGGUGGCCAGAGGACAUCAACAAAUGAAAGGACGGACGUACCUUAAAGACUUUCAAGCAUUGGACGCAUAUAGGUUCGUCACCCAGUACCAGAUGUUGUUAAUCAUCCAGAGGCAAAUCAUGCAUCAGCUUUUGUGAGAAUUGGACACCUUUAAGACGUUUUCCCUGGUAAGAGAUGCUGUAAACAACGCAGAAUGGAAUUGUGCAUUGACUUUUGUUGGAAUCGGACACCUAUAAGAUGUUGUAAACCAUGCAGAGGGGAAACAGUCAUCACCUUGCAUGUGAAAUAGGAUACACAUGCGCCAGGUUUGAAGCUGCCUCCGACGCCGGCCUCAAGCCUGCCAUUUAGUGCGUAUACCCUUACACCAGAAGUAGACUGAAACCGCUUUGAGAUUCUUUAUCAGUGACGACUAUUUAAGUGACACGUGUGCCUAUCUUUUCCUGCCAGCAUUUUCUUUUAUUCGUUAGCAAUAACUAUUAUUCGCUACUAACCUAUUCUAGUUCAGUGGUCAAGGCCGCCUUUUAGGUGUACUCAGACCGGUCCGGCAAUACAAAAUAGGUGAUACCCAUACAUCGGCCUCAGUCCACCUUCGAUGUACAGUGUAUGUGUAUCUCCAGCCUUAGACUAGUCCGUAGACACCUUACCUAUAUAGAUGUACUGUAUGGUCAUUACCAAGUAACAGAUGAUUUACCAUGAUCAGCCAGUGUGAAAUUGAGUUUUAUGACAAAAAAAAAUCAUGUUGUUACUACACGCACAUUCUCCUUUCCUCAUAUGGAAUUGACAUCAUCUCGGUAUCCGUAGUCUGACAAUGCCCGCAGCGGGCAAAGGAAUGUCUGUGAUUUGAUCCAAUGAGUCUGCAUUGCUGGUUCCAUGACAUAUGCUCCACUCAAAAUCCCACACACUAAUCGAAUGGCCAACUUUGACCCUGGGUUUAACACUAUACCCUACCCUAAACCUGACCAUUAAACCCUAUUGCAACCAGUUUUGUGACAUCCCAACUCCCGGGACAUCACGGGAAGUCAUGGAAAGCAGCAAUGUAGACAUGGAAAAGUCAUGGAAUUCUGUUUUCGAAUAUCUGUGGGAACCCUGGUCUUGUUCCAAUGACCCAAUGAGAUGUCAGUCCUUUUUGAAAACUUCACGGAUAAAUUAUAGGGAGGUUAAGUAGAUUGUGUCCAUUGAUAGAUGUGUAAUGUGAAAUAUUUUGCUGAAUAAUCGCCAGAUAUUUUCAUAAAUUUCAUAUUAUAUACAAGGCCAUUUAAAUCAUUUCCAAGCCUAUUAUCCUAUAGCUACAACUACUCAUUAUAAACUUCAAGUAUUUUAUUCAAAGAUAUUUUGGUUUGUUCAAAGAUUUUUUUGAAUAAUAGAUAUGAAGCUAUCUAUUCAUAUUCCAUCUUGAUAUGAUUUUUUUUACAUUAGGCUCAUACGCUCACAUUGUUAUCAGUAAUGUUAUUUAAUGAUUUUUGAGAUAGAAAGUCAGUUCAUAGACAUUUGCUUCUGUGGCAGUUGCACUUACAGGAACUCCACACAUUCAGGCAAACAUGAAUUCAAUAUACUGUGGCUCACUGUGUGGGGGGUGACAAUGAUUUGAUGAGAUUUGCUCAUAUGGGUUCAUAAGGUCAAAUGUCAGUGGCCCGUAUUCUAAUGUCGGGUUUAACUUAAACUCAGGAUUAAAGUUGUGGUUUAAUUAUGGAUAGCCAAUUGCUACAUAAAUCACUAACAGUAGAGGUAUCAUAUUUUAGCUCAUUUGGCUCUCAAAUCAUUCAUAAUUGUCUAGGAAGUAUAAAUAGAUGAUUGUCUUCCCCAUCGAUGAAUCAGGAAAGAGCACAGUAAACAAAAGAAACAUACAACUUAAUAAAAAUUUUGACACUUUUGGCUUCCCGUAAUUUUAGCACAGAGUUAGACAAUGGUCUAAGUUAAACCUGACUGGGCCACAGUGGUUUCUUUACACAUGAAAGUGCUUGUUCUCAAGAAGAGUAAAAAGUGUAUGAUGGAAGAUGAAUGCCACUUGUGGUAACAAUGUCAAACUGAUUUCGUACAGAAUGCAAAAUGCAAUCAAAUUUUUGUCUUUAUAAAUAUAAUAUAUGUACCAGAGCAUUCUGGAAGAAAUUGUGUAAUUGCUGAGAAAAUAGCAAAACAAUUCAUGCAUCAUAUCUGGUUUUUUUCCCAAGCAAUAAUGAUACACCAACCCACAUAUGCUUAUCUGUGUUGAUGAUCCUCACUGGUUGGUUUUCAGCCUAUAUUUCAUGAUUUCACAAAGUUCAAUUAAUGUAACUACCACAGAGCUGCCGAGUAGAACUGAUUUUCAGAAAUUAUUACUACUGAAAAAUAAGAAAUACUGGUGGUUUCGUGCAAAUUACUGAUUUCGAAAGUUUCAGUUUAUGUGUUGUCCUAUGGUAUUUCUGUGACAAUACUGAUUUUCUUACCGAAAUACUGAUUUUCAGCCUUUAGAAUACUGAAAUGUUCUUGAUUAGGUUGGCAUCCCUGCUACCAGAUCUAGAUCUAAGAUGAUAUAGUGGUAAUUAAAAUUCGUUUUACAGACUUCCUUGUAAAAGCAGUGCUCUUUCAUUUUCUUUUCUCGCAUGCAUACCUAAUGGGAGUGACUACAAUCUGAUCAGGGGACUGUUUCACAAAAGACUUACAAAAUAAUGUGGUGACUUUCAAACUACCAUGGAAAUCUUUACUGUGAUUGGUUCCUGGGCAUUAUUAACAUGUUAUUUGCCAUAUAAAAUCACCAUAGCUGUAAUUCUUGAAAGAGGUCAAUUGCCAAUUCGUCUAUUGCCAACUCGUCCUCUCAUCACAUGGUCUACCUUCACCUAGUUUAAUGCCAUUUCGGCCAUCAACAUUUCGUUAACAACCAUUUGGUCAAGUCAUCACUUCAUCUUAUCACCAGAUUGUCUAUGACCAUUUCAUCUCAUAACUAUGUGGUUGGUACAAAACCCUGUUUUAUUUUCAUUUAUUUUAACACUUGGUCCAAUUAGACCAAAUGUUUUAUGGACUAAAGGGUUAUUGGACCAACUGGUUAUUUAACAAAAUGGUGAGUGGACGAAAGGGCAAUUAGACCAUGUGGAUCGUGGGCGAACUGAUGGUGUACCAGUGAUAGUAGACAAGUUGGUAAUUGGACGAAUUGGCAUUAGACCAAUUGUCAAUAAACCCUAAAUAAACCCAAUAUAUUUAUAAAAUUAAUAGUCAGUUUGUUUUCACGACUGAUAUUUUCAUGUAAUUAAUUAUUUUUUUCACUGUCAUUUGUCAUUGUUUAUUUUUUACUAUCAAACAGUCAUAUUCAUAUUAGAUCUUUGAAAUAUAUACUGUAUGUCAUCACGUUUGGCUCAAUAUUCAGACAAUAAAUGACAUUUUAAUUACAAUAUGCUGACUGUAUAUAAGAUGAAUUAUAUAAUGAAUAAAAUGAACAUAACAGUAAAAUGUAA
Molecule: messenger RNA, 4491 nt
Organism: Lytechinus pictus (painted urchin)
Lineage: Eukaryota; Metazoa; Echinodermata; Echinoidea; Temnopleuroida; Toxopneustidae
Product: putative transferase CAF17, mitochondrial
Exons: 8
Coding region: 8-1093 (361 amino acids)
Biological process (GO): iron-sulfur cluster assembly
Cellular component (GO): mitochondrial matrix
Molecular function (GO): protein binding
Source: RefSeq, a predicted model, not a curated record